Messenger RNA from Coccomyxa subellipsoidea C-169, 1131 nucleotides. Its product is annotated as cyclophilin-like protein. NCBI's taxonomy places the organism in Eukaryota, Viridiplantae, Chlorophyta, Trebouxiophyceae, Coccomyxaceae. Gene Ontology annotation, cellular component: nucleus. The coding region runs from base 1 to 1131 and encodes 376 amino acids. Gene Ontology annotation, molecular function: RNA binding; peptidyl-prolyl cis-trans isomerase activity. The transcript has 8 exons. The record is from RefSeq and is a predicted model, not a curated record. Gene Ontology annotation, biological process: protein peptidyl-prolyl isomerization.
AUGGCUGUCCUGCUGGAGACGAGUAAGGGCGACAUCGUCGUUGAUCUUUUCACUGAAGAAUGCCCGCUGGCCUCGCGCAAUUUUGUCAAGCUCUGCAAGAUCAAGUAUUAUAACAAUGUCCUGUUCCACAACGUGCAGCAAAAUUUUAUUGCACAGAGCGGUGAUCCCACUGGCACUGGGACCGGAGGAGACUCAGUCUAUGGGAUCAUGUACGGGGAGCAGGCCCACUUCUUUGAGGAUGAGAUACGGCCACAUUUGCGGCACAAGAAGAAGGGCAUGGUGGCCAUGGCUGGUGCUGGCGAGGACAGGAAUGCGUCUCAGUUCUACAUAACGCUGGGCAAGGACUUGGAUUCCUUGGACGAAAAGCACACCAUCUUUGGCGAGGUGAGCGAGGGACUGGAGGUGCUGGAUGCCAUCAACGAGGCCAUCUGCGAUGCCAAUGGCCGGCCCCUGCAGAACAUCCGCAUCCGGCACACUAUCCUGCUGGACGACCCCUUCCCCGACCCCCCACAGCUGGCCGACCACAUCCCUGAAGGCUCGCCUGAGCCAGUCUACGCCACGGAUGACAGGCUGGAGGAUGACUGGGUUCCCCAGGAGGACGGGCGGUCCAUAGAGGAGAUAGAGCGGGAGACCCGGCAGCGCGAGGCGGAGAACCGAGCUGUGGUUCUGGAGAUGAUCGGCGACCUGCCAGAGGCGGACGCCAAGCCGCCCUCCAACAUGCUCUUCGUGUGCAAGCUCAACCCAGUCACCACUGAAGAGGACCUCGAGAUCAUCUUUUCGCGCUUUGGCAACAUCACGUCAUGUGACAUCAUCCGGGAUUGGAAGACCGGCGACUCGCUGUGCUACGCCUUCAUCGGUUUUGACUCGGACCAGGCCUGUGAAGAAGCAUACUUCAAGAUGAACAACUGCCUCAUUGACGACCGCCGCAUCAAGGUGGACUUCUCGCAGUCAGUGCACCACCUAUGGAAGCAGUUCCGGCGGCAUGGCAAGGCCGGCGGCGCGGAGGAGGCGGCCGCGGCGGCAGAGCAGGGCGGCCAGGAAAAGCGGCCGGCCGCGCCCGGUCGCCUAGAGCUCAAGCCCGGCGCCGGGCAAGUCUAUGCCGGUCCAGCAGGUACAGGAACCUGCCCUUAA